UGGCGCCUCCCCUAAUUUUGCCAUAAGUGCCGAGACCACGUGGGGUCUGGGAAGGAAAGGCUACUGCCACUUCAGAGGUCGGCCUGGGAGGCUGCAUCGCAUCCACAUGGGGUACCAGCCCAUGCACGGCAACGGCGGGACAGCCGGUGCCGGGACAUCAGGCUCCGGCGGCGGCGGCGGCGGAGACCACUUGCGCCACCACCAGCAGCAGCGCCUGCACAGCCCCCGCAUGGCCGGCGGAGGCUCCAUGACGCGCCGGGCCAGCUCGUUCAAGCGCGGCGGGGGCGGCGAGAUCGAGCUCCAGAUCGGCUCUCCGCGCUCGCCGAGGUGCGACGGGUUGGGGAGCCCUCCCUCGGACUCCGUGGAGUCGUCCGGUAGCGGCCUCCUCCUCCACCAGAGCCAGCAGAACCAGCACCUCCGGUUCCGGCUCUUCAAGCCGCCGGUCUCCGGCGGCAGCGCGGUCGGACUUGGUCUGGGGAUCCGCGAGAGGAGGAAGCUCGGGAACAUGCUGUUCCUCGCCUUCUGCGGCGUGUGCUUGCUCCUCGGCGUCGUCAAGAUCUUGGCGGGCGGCUGGUUCGCCCUCCCUGGCAAUGACAAAGACGCCGAUUUGAAGGAUCUCUCUAUCUCCUUCUCUGGUGAGAAAGUGCAUCAAGCUGAUCAUCACUUCGUAUACAUGGGAGGAAAAGAGAGUGACAGGACUUUGAUGACAGUGGAAUCUAGCAUCGGUGGAAGAGAAGACGGUGUGGCUGAGGCCUCUGAUAUCUGGUCUCAGCCAAGCAGUACAAAUUUCAGACAAUGCAUUGUUUCAAACUCUCAUAAAAAGCAAGAUUCUCAUACGAAUGGUUACAUUCUCAUAAAUGCAAAUGGAGGUUUGAAUCAAAUGAGAUUUGGGAUAUGUGACAUGGUUGCUGUUGCUAAGAUCCUGAAGGCAACUCUGGUUCUUCCUUCACUCGAUCAUACAUCCUACUGGGCAGAUGACAGUGAAUUUAAGGACCUUUUCAACUGGAGGCACUUCAUUGAGUCACUGAAAGAAGACAUUGAUAUUGUUGAAACACUUCCCCCUGAAUACAGUGACAUUGAACCUUUGGCUAAAGCUCCGGUAUCUUGGUCGAAGGUGCAUUAUUACAGAGAUGAAAUCCUCCCCCUUCUGAAGAAACACAAAGUCAUUUACUUUACACAUACAGAUUCUCGCCUUGCUAACAAUGGCCUUCCUAGUUACAUUCAGAAAUUAAGAUGCCGAGUUAAUUACAGAUCUUUGAAGUAUUCUCAUACAAUUGAAGAUCUUGGUAAUACCCUAGUUUCAAGAAUGCGUCAGGACCGAAGCCCAUAUCUUGCUCUCCAUCUAAGGUACGAGAAGGACAUGCUAGCUUUUACUGGUUGCAGCCAUAACUUGACAUCAGAAGAAGAGGAGGAACUGCGUAAAAUGCGGUAUGAAGUCAGUCACUGGAAAGAGAAAGAAAUCAAUGCUACUGAGAGAAGAAGCCUUGGUGGCUGUCCUUUGACGCCAAGGGAAACUUCAAUUUUACUCAAAGGACUGGGUUUCACUCGAAGCACCAGAAUUUACUUGGUUGCUGGUGAAGCUUUUGGCAAUGGAAGCAUGAAUGCUCUGAAGGACGAUUUUCCCAAUAUUUAUUCUCAUUCUACGCUGGCAACAGAAGAGGAACUUGCACCCUUCAAAAACCAUCAGAAUAUGCUUGCUGGUCUUGAUUACAUCGUGGCUCUUCAGAGUGAUGUCUUUAUUUACACUUAUGAUGGAAAUAUGGCAAAAGCUGUACAAGGACAUCGUCGUUUUGAGAACUUCAGAAAGACUGUUAAUCCAGACAGGAUGAAUUUUGUGAACCUGAUAGAUGAAUUCGAUGGAGGAAGAGUGCCUUGGGAUAUAUUCAGCUCAGAAGUGAAAAGAUUACACAAAGAUAGAAUAGGUGCUCCAUAUUUUAGGGAGCCUGGCGAAUUCCCAAAGCUAGAAGAGUCUUUCUUUGCAAAUCCCUUGCCUGGCUGUAUAUGUGAGCAACAUAGUGAAGAAUGAAGAUGCAGGUGUGCUGAUGGUUCUUAACCCACGCCUCUGAAGUCAGAAAAUAUAGGCCUCUUACUGCCUGCCAGAUGUUACUUACACCGUUGUCGAGCCACGGUCAGUGAAUUCGUUCCAAUGAAUACACCACUGCUGGGACAAUUAAUUCCAGUCUCAGCCCUUACUGGACUACACAGUAUGGAUAAUGGAUGUUCUGCAACGGGCGUGACUGAAUCAGUUUUUGCACGACUGUAGUAUGAGUGGCUAGGCCUAUGAGGCUAUGAAAUUUGCUGCAAUUGGUACAUAAAAGAUACACACACUGGAGGAGUGUAUGCCGAGGGCUUAUAAUUUUCCACAACUUUUGUACUUGAUUAUUUGUAACAAGACAUUGUUUGCAGAAUUGCACAACUACAUUUGCAAA
Molecule: messenger RNA, 2429 nt
Organism: Zea mays
Lineage: Eukaryota; Viridiplantae; Streptophyta; Magnoliopsida; Poales; Poaceae
Exons: 9
Coding region: 107-2026 (639 amino acids)
Cellular component (GO): chloroplast; cytoplasm; Golgi apparatus
Source: RefSeq, marked validated